AUGUCACUCAAGUUAGCCCUUGAAAAUACCAGAAAUCAUGCACUGGUGGUUGUCAUUACUCCUCUAGCCAUUGCCAGUAGAUUCAAUAUUGACUUUGAUUUGAUGUGGGACCCAGAAUACCAGGAUGUGUGUGGUAUCUUGGUUAAGGACAUCAAUCCUAUUCUCCAGGAAAUUGGACAAGAAAAAAAAUGGAGUGAGAUGAAGAUAUGUAAAGUCUGCAGCCUUUUGAUUGAUGGUUACUGCUUUGGUGGUAAAUUGGAGGUUUUCAACAGCAGACAAGUGGUGUAUUGUUUGCAUUAUCUCCACUGCUUUGGCAAACUCCUGAGGAAAUUAGUUGACACCAACCUAUCAGAGAAUUUGUUGCUAUUUCUGUCAAAUGGUCAAAAUGAUCAAUUUAAUCAACUUGUCCUCCAACUACUCUCGGGGCCAGUUCCAUUUGACCUACCCAAAGUCUUUGUCAUUGACCAG
This is a messenger RNA of Paraglomus brasilianum, 468 nucleotides long. The record is from the annotation of a GenBank genome assembly. Lineage: Eukaryota; Fungi; Glomeromycota; Glomeromycetes; Paraglomerales; Paraglomeraceae.